Spodoptera littoralis (African cotton leafworm) is the source of this 1314-nucleotide messenger RNA. The record is from the annotation of a GenBank genome assembly. Lineage: Eukaryota; Metazoa; Arthropoda; Insecta; Lepidoptera; Noctuidae.
AUGCGAUGCUUAUCGAAGAUAUUUCAGCCUGUAAUCACUAUUCCAAAGAAUGCUAAGAUUAAAAACACAGAAAUUACGUGUAAAAGUCAAAAGCUGCUUCUAGAAUGCGGCCUCAUCCGUCCGACAGGGCCUGGACUCUUCACCAUCCUGCCACUAGCCCGGAGAGCUCUGGAUAAACUGGAGAAUCUGAUCAAAUCAUGUAUAGAAGCUGCCGGUGGUCAGAGGAUGGCCGUACCAUCACUCACUCCUGCCACAUUGUGGGAUAAGACGGGUAGACUGCAGGAGAUCGGUCCGGAGCUUAUUAAAAUGGAAGAUAGACACGGGAAGAAGUAUUUGUUGGCUCCGACACAUGAAGAAGCGAUAGCAGACUUGUUAGCAGAUGUGGGUCCACUGUCAUACAAACAACUGCCACUGUUACUGUACCAGAUCAGCAACAAAUACCGCGACGAGGCGCGUCCCAAGCACGGACUACUGCGCGCACGAGAGUUCUCCAUGAUGGACGCGUACGGCCUGCACGAGCACGAGCACUGCGCACGGGACACGUACAGCGCACUCACUGACGCGUACCAUACACUGUUCAGGACGUUGCAAUUGCCCGUGCAUAGAGUGGAAGCUCCGUCAGGCGACAUGGGGGGCCCCCUGUCCCACGAGUGGCAGCUGCCGGCCCCCGCGGGGGAGGACGCCGUCACUGUGUGCGCCGCCUGCGCGCGCGCACUCCCGCAGGGGGGGGCCUGUCGCACCUGCGGGGGGGACACUGCAGAAGUUCACAGCAUUGAGGUGGGUCACACGUUCCUACUGGGCAGCAAGUACAGCGCGGCCCUGGCGGCGCACUGCACGCCAUCUAGCGGCCCGCCCGCGCCACUAUACAUGUCCUGCUAUGGUAUUGGUAUUACUAGAUUACUAUCAGCGAGUAUAGAAGCACUGUCCAGUGACAAGUGUCUGCGCUGGCCAGACGCCAUCGCACCGUACAGCAUCUGCAUCAUCGGGCCCAAGGAAGGUUCAAGAGAAUGGGAGACACACGGCAUCGCCUCCAUAUCCCAGCUGUAUGAGACGCUGGAGCCUGCAAGACCUGGUGACGUCAUCGUGGACGACAGACACCACCUCACUAUUGGGAAGCGACUCAUGAUGGCGGACAGAAUGGGUUACCCGUACAUAAUAGUGAUGGGUAAGGCGGCCCUGUCCGACCCGGCACGGUACGAAGUAUACCGCAGCUGCGACGUCACCGCCAGCGUACAACUACUUACAACCACUGAGCUAUUGGAGCUUCUCAGCCAUAAAGAUUCACAACGAAUUAAAAUAAAAAAUGUUUAUUGA